Messenger RNA from Pediculus humanus corporis (human body louse), 489 nucleotides. Its product is annotated as mitochondrial 50S ribosomal protein L46, putative. The record is from RefSeq and is a predicted model, not a curated record. The coding region runs from base 1 to 489 and encodes 162 amino acids. NCBI's taxonomy places the organism in Eukaryota, Metazoa, Arthropoda, Insecta, Psocodea, Pediculidae. Gene Ontology annotation, molecular function: structural constituent of ribosome. The transcript has a single exon. Gene Ontology annotation, cellular component: mitochondrial large ribosomal subunit.
AUGUCGGAUAAGGAAUUGAUGGAAUUUAAAAAUUUACCCCUCAAACCGAAAAUUUUAGAAAAAGAUAACGUCAAAUCGAUCGACAGAGCUUUAGGAAAUCAUUUGAUUCUCAUACUCAAUGACAAAAUUGGAAAAAAAAACCAAUGGAUGCUCCCGUUUGGAAUUCGGAAAAAUUCUGAAACUCUAAGGGAAACCGCCGAAAGGGUUUUAAAUGAAAAAUUUGGAGAUAAACUUCAAGUUUUAUUCCUCGGUAAUGCUCCGUGCGGUUUUUAUAAAUAUAAAUAUCCCAAAAGGAUUGGAAACGAUGCUUUGGGUGCGAAAAUUUUCUUUUUCAAAGCGGUGCACAUCUCUGGAAACGUAGAAUCGGGGAAAAGUGGUACGUUAGACUACCAAUGGGCAACACGUGAAGAAAUGAAGAAAUUAUUAGGCCCUAAAAAAUAUCGUAAUAGAAUAUCGAGGUUUUUAAUAGAUGAAAACGAUUCCAAUUAA